UCCUGAGAUUCAUGCAGCUCAUUUGAUUUCGUGCUGCGCCGGCCAUUUGCGAGCCAUGAACUUCUUAAAGCGGAUUGGUGACAUGCUGGAAGUGGACGAAGGAGAAGGCGCCGGCCAGGCGUCAAACCAACCGUCGCUGCCGUCUUUGGAGGAUAUGCUGACUCUUCCAGAAGAUGAGGCAGAGAAGGAGGCCGCCGCCGCCGCGGAGCUGCUGCGGAAGGCCGCGGAAGCCUCCCAGGCGCUGAGCCGGCAGCUGCCCGAGGCCCUGCAGCGCGCCCGCAAGGCGGAGCUGGAGGCGCAGCGACUGCGGACAUCCCUGGCAGAGGCGGAAGCCAAGAUCGCUGGGCUGCAGGCGCAACAGUUGCGCUUGGCCGAUGGCCUUUUGGGGGAGUGA
Molecule: messenger RNA, 394 nt
Organism: Effrenium voratum
Lineage: Eukaryota; Dinophyceae; Suessiales; Symbiodiniaceae
Source: the annotation of a GenBank genome assembly